Molecule: messenger RNA, 1569 nt
Organism: Hyalella azteca
Lineage: Eukaryota; Metazoa; Arthropoda; Malacostraca; Amphipoda; Hyalellidae
Product: glucose dehydrogenase [FAD, quinone]
Exons: 12
Coding region: 1-1293 (430 amino acids)
Molecular function (GO): flavin adenine dinucleotide binding; oxidoreductase activity, acting on CH-OH group of donors
Source: RefSeq, a predicted model, not a curated record
AUGCAUUCAAAAACACCGUUCAGAGGGUUUGGAGGACCCGUCGGCGUGGAAGAGAUUCCUUGGGUGCCUCCGGCGGGCCGCGUAGCCAUCAGAGCGGGCGAGGAAAUGGGACUGAAGAAAAUCGACUACAACACGGACACGAACAUUGGCAGUUCAUUAUACCAAAUAACAACCAAAAACAGGGAACGAAUUUCAUCAGCCGACGCUUUCUUGUUGCCGGGUCUUCAACGAAGAAACCUUAAACUGCAAAUCAACUCUCAAGUGAUACAGAUUAUCCUGAAUGCCGACAAUCGAGCCAUUGGAGUGAAAUAUAUUCACAACAAUGAGGUGAAGCGGGCGUUCGCUCAACGGGAAGUGAUAAUAUCGGGCGGCGCAGUUGAUACUCCCAAGCUGCUGAUGCUGUCGGGGAUCGGACCCCGUGAACAUCUGGAAAAACUCGGGAUUAAAAAUCGAGUCGACCUUCCGGGGGUUGGACAGAACCUACAAGAUCACGUAGCAGUUCUGGGAAUAAGUUGGACCAUCAACCACAACAUCUCGACUCCUAUUUUUACGAGGAUUGGUAAAAGAGCCAUGCUGGACUAUAGAGAAAUGAGAUCAGGUCCGUUGACAGCUCCGCUCGGAGUGUGUGCGCUGUAUCACCUGAACAUCGACAGCCCUCACGAGCCCCAUGUUCCUGACACGCACAUAGCCAUGGGAUGCAUGCUGGAGGGUCAAUUAUACGGCCUGGCCAGCUUUCAACCACUUAAGCAAUCGGUUCAAGAUUACACUCGACCAAUCUACGGAAGAGAUGGCUACUACAUGAUCCCGGCGCUCGCCAGACCCAAGAGUGUUGGAUCGAUCACGCUUAGGUCGAAAAAUCCUCUCGAUCCACCAAUCGUAGACCCCAACUGCCUCAGCCAUCCUGAUGACGUCGAGCUCAUGAUCAAAGCUUCUAAGGCCUCGCGCAGGCUGGGGAAUGCCAAGAUAUUCCGAAGUGUACUCGGUGCUGAAGCUUUCAGUGAGCCGGUUCCUGACUGUGCGCAUUUCGAGUUCGAGUCUGACGCAUACUGGCGGUGCUACGUGCACGGCUGGAGCACCGUUUCAGCGCACAUGACAAGCACCUGCAAGAUGGCUCCCGACUCCGACCCCAUGGGCGUUGUUACGCCUAGACUAAAGGUGCGAGGUGUCAAGAAUUUACGAGUCAUCGACGCUUCCGUUAUGCCUUCCGUUACUUCAGGCAAUACAAACGCCCCCACGGUCAUGAUAGCGGAGAGAGGAGCUGACCUCAUCAAAGAAGACUACGGCAAAAUAUAGUAGACAGCCAUGCUUGAUAGGGAGCAAGAUUUGAAAUUAUAUAACCUAAAUCGAAUAAUAUGAUUGAGGUACUCGGCUUCCGUGGAUCAACUAAAAAGGGAUUUAUCAACUUUGAUCUAUUCAUAACUUGACCAUGAAUCACAAUAUUUACAUUAAUUAAUAUUAGGUUAAUAUAGCGGACGUGUGUCAUAAUUUAAGAUAAAUUCCUCAAUGUAAUUUCAUGGAACAAUAAAGGUAUUUUACAAAUAAAUGUUCUCUACUAAUUUAUUUUAGACC